AGCCCAGAGCAAACCAGCUUUGCUUAAAACGUUGCUGCGCAGCUAUAAAAUGCACCUGCAGCCCCACACCUCUCUUGGGGACGGGCUUGUCCCGAUGCUUGUUUAUUCUCUCGCUGCCAGCAGCUUGUCAUCAUUCAAGCCGACCUGUGGCGACCAAUAGAGUGUUGAUGAUACACCGUGGUCAAGCAGCACGCAACCCCGACAACAAUGGCCGACAUUGAGAGCACCGCCGACGGCGGCGCCCAGAUCCGCGCCGCAGCCACCAAGGACAUCGUGGAGAAGGCGGAAUCUCUCGUGCAGGUCCCGAGCGCCGAGAAACCAGACGCCAGUGACUUCCCCACCGCCGAGGAGCUCAACAACCUGCGCCGCGUCGCCGACAAGAUCCCCUGGAGCGUCCUGACCAUCGCCUUCGUGGAGCUGUGCGAGCGCUUCUCGUACUACGGCACAACUGCCGUCUUCACCAACUUCAUUCAGUGGCCGUUGCCCGAGGGCUCCACAACGGGCGCGAACUACGGAACCGGCCAGGCUGGUGCCAUGGGCUUUGGGCAGCGGGCGUCUACUGGCUUGACUACUUUCAAUGCCUUCUGGCAAUACACAAUGCCUCUCUUUGGCGCGUACAUCGCUGAUUCUUACCUCGGGCGCUACCGCACAAUCUGCUGGGCAUUGGUCAUUGGCAUAGUCGGUCACGUAAUCCUGAUCAUCGCGGCCAUUCCUCCGGUCAUCAAGAACCCCCCUGGUGCUAUGGGGGCAUUCAUCAUUGGUAUCAUCACAAUGGGUGUGGGGACUGGUGGUUUCAAGCCCAACGUGAAUCCUCUAAUCGUCGAGCAGCUCCCGGCAGAGUCUAUGAGGGUCGUCACGCUCAAGUCAGGUGAAAGAGUCAUUAUCGACCCGGCCGUCACAGCCUCGCGGAUUUAUCACUAUUUUUACAUGUUCAUAAAUAUCGGGGCCCUGGUAGGACAGAUCGGUAUGGUAUAUUGCGAAUACUACGUCGGAUUCUACAUGUCAUUCUUACUACCUACAAUUAUGCUCUGCUUCUGCCCGCUGGUCAUGUUGUGGGGCAGGAAGCGAUACCGACGAGUUCCUCCCGAGGGAUCAGUCCUCGGCAAGGCUUUCAAGAUCUUUGUGUACGCGAACAAGGGCCGGUGGUCGAUAAAUCCGAGGAAGACCUACCGCAACCUCCACGACGGCACCUUCUGGUCCAAGGUCAAGCCCUCCAAUAUCGCGCCCGCAGACCGGCCCAAGUGGAUGACCUUCGAUGAUGCCUGGGUUGAUGAGGUCCGACGUGGCUUCAACGCAUGCGCCGUGUUCAUGUGGUACCCCCUAUUCUGGAUCUGCUAUAACCAGAUCAAUAACAACCUCAUCUCGCAGGCGGCAACCAUGAGGCUCGGCGGUGUACCCAACGAUGUCCUGACGAACCUCAACCCGUUCUCGCUCAUCAUCAUGAUUCCGCUGCUUGACCUCUUCGGAUAUCCUCUCCUGCGGAGACUCAAGUUCAAGGUGACGCCAAUCAAGAAGAUCACCGUCGGUUAUUUCGCCGGCGCCUGUGCCAUGAUCUGGGCCGCAGUUAUCCAGGCUUAUAUCUACCGCCGCAGCGACUGCGGUAAUUAUGCCGGGCAGAACCUCCCGGGAACCGAGGACCGCUGCCCCAAUGUCGACAUCAGUGUUUGGGCCCAGUCCGGCUCAUAUAUUCUUAUAGCAUUCUCAGAGAUAAUGGCAAGCAUCACGAGUUUGGAGUAUGCCCACUCAAAGGCUCCUGCGAACAUGCGAAGCAUGGUCCAGUCGGUGGCCCUGUUCAUGAACGCUGUGUCUUCUGCCAUUGGAUUCGCCCUGGUGUCCCUAGCCGAGGACCCCCUCUUGGUUUGGAACUACACGACCGUUGCCAUACUAGCUGCUAUCGGCGGCUCAAUCUUCUACAUCCAGUUCCGGAAGCUGGACCAGGCAGAAGACGAGCUCAACAUGUUGCCUAAGGGCAAGCUCAACGCUGAUGAUGCAGGUGAUCAUGUUGCUUUGCGGUCUGAAUCGGCGGGUAAUAAGGAAACGUCCUAG
This is a messenger RNA of Diaporthe batatas, 2046 nucleotides long. RefSeq lists its product as uncharacterized. Gene Ontology annotation, biological process: transmembrane transport; oligopeptide transport. The transcript has 6 exons. The record is from RefSeq and is a predicted model, not a curated record. Gene Ontology annotation, molecular function: dipeptide transmembrane transporter activity. Gene Ontology annotation, cellular component: membrane. NCBI's taxonomy places the organism in Eukaryota, Fungi, Ascomycota, Sordariomycetes, Diaporthales, Diaporthaceae. The coding region runs from base 208 to 2046 and encodes 612 amino acids.